UAAACAAUAUCUUAUUUUAUUUGAGAUUGGAUCGAGAAACAGGAAAUGAUAAUUCAGAUAUUAAAUUACAACAAAGACCCAUCACACACACACACACGACAUGGAUUCCUUAAGCAAGCUGCGUCCACAUCUGUGCAAGAAAUGGACGAAUAACAGUGAAAAUCGAUAGCCCCCUCCCCCAAUUUUCCGAAAUGCUUCACAUCGAAGAUGAAAAAUAACUGCAGCUUCAAUAGAGUUUACACAGAUUUUCCGCGUAAAAUAUUUCAUAAUUUUGAGGGGAAAAGAUACGCUAUCGGGAGCCGAGGUGGCUAGGUGGGUAAGGCGCUAGCCCGAGCUAGCAUUCGACCGCCGUACAGUGAGGACGUGUGUUGAGAGAGCUCUUGUGUCUUUAGCGGAUUAUCAAGUGUAGCAAGCAAGUCUUUAUUAGUUUAUGGAGUAAUAGAUAUGUGAUCCGGACAUUAUGUCUACAGAAAUGGAUACAAAACGAUCUAGUUAUCGACGGUUAAAGGAAUGUACAGUGAAAGUAGUUUCAGAUAUUCGCCUCAAUGUCGGAUUACUUAUUGACGAGAUUGAAAAAGUUAGUGGAUUUGAUACAGUUUCAGCUUGUGUGCCAAUGCAUGGAUAUUAUGAAGUGACUCUUAAUACAGUGGAACAACUUACUACUUUUAUAGAAGAAGGACUAUGCAUAGAGGGUAAACAAUUAGAGGUGAGCUAUGUUGGUUAUAGGAUUAUUGUUGUGUCAUUCAUGAAUAUACCUCACUACAUUUCGGACGAAGAGAUUUACGAGAAGCUGACUGCAUGGAAAGUAACCCCUGUUAGUGAGAUACGAGAACGUUUUUAUAAACACGGGGACAGAAAUAUAGCUGAUGGGACACGUUAUGUGAGAGUUAAAUUCCCCCCACUGAGGUAGCUAGUCUUCCAUACGCUACGAGGUUUGAUGGCAGAUCUUUCUAUGUGAAACAUGACGAUCAAUCCCGAGUGUGCUUUAAUUGUUUAAAAUCUGGACAUGAAGUUAAAAAUUGCCCUGACUAUGUUUGCUAUAGAUGUAAUAUUUCUGGUCAUACAAGACGUACAUGUGAAGCAAUAGAGUGUGUAAAUUGUGGUCAAUUUACUUGUGUCUGCGAGAAAGAUACAACCGAUGAGACAUACGCUAAGACAACACCAGACUCUGAAGUGAGCGAAAACGCGAACACGGACAAAGUCGACAGUGAAAAUACAGGAGAGAUAGAAACAGGUGUAACUACAGAGGUGAGUGAAAAUCAGACAGAAGAAGGUGCGAGUAAUGUAUCGAUUGAAAAGAUGUCAGAAGCUGAGGUGUUUACGGGUGAAGGCGAACAAGUAGAAAUAGAUCAUCAUGACGAAACGGAUGAAAAUGAAUGGCGACAAAAUAAAUACGUAUGACUAUAACAAACGAAUGAGAAAUCAAUUUAAUAGAAAAUACUUAAUAGAUAAACCUGCAUCUAGAUUGAGACUUGAACAAUUAACUAAACAACGAAACGAACGUUAUGACGCUUUUUUUUUAAAUCCGCCAGCCCCAAUAAAAGAUUACCCUCUGUGACCAGUCAAGAACUAAAUGUUCAACAAGGAAAGUCGUCAGUGAUUCGGGAACGAAGAAUUUAAGUUCAUUAUAUCAACAUGUUACUUUACAGUGUUUUUGUUAGUGUGUAUUGUACUCGUGGCGUGACAGAAUAUAACGGUAUCAGUGUUUAAAGUGUUUUCUUUGUGGAUUAUAUAUUGCCAUUAUUUAAACUUUUUAGUUUGUUAUUCAAGUGUCAACAUGUGGAAUGUAGCGGGUUUUGAUGUUUUAUUCAUUCCUGGAUCGUGUGUGUUUUUAUGGAGUAUAUAUACACAGGAUAUCGAUUUACAUGGACAUAUCAGGAUAUAUUAUGUAUUCGUUUCUACAUUAUAUGUUUAUUUCUCUGGUUUAAUGUAUAUUCCCACUGGACUACAUAAUGUAUGUUUCAAUAAUUUAUACUCCUUACGGAUUAACUAUGGAUUAAUACCGACUCAAGGUCCGUCUAGUCACAAAGAAGCGGUAUUGAUAAUUGAAAAUGGCAAUGACAUGGCAAAGGCCAGAGAGAAAUCGGUGUCAAAAUCAAAAGAAGCUAUAUUAUCAGCCAUGAGAAAUGUCCUAUUCAUGGCAGAGCAUGACUUACCGAACACGCUACUGUCAGAUUUGAAUUCACUCUGUUUACAACAGGGUGCUGAACAAUUCAAAGACUUGAUAGUUGAUAAGCACACGUCGUAUACUCAUAACCAAAGUGUCCAAGAAUUUCAGGCAGCAAUAGCUGACACAGUACGUGAAGAUCUUCGACAGCGCUUAAGUCGAUCAGACUAUUACAGUAUCUUAUUAGACGAAUCAACUGAUGUUUCAGUGGACCAAAAUUUAAUAGUGUAUGUGAGAUAUAUCUUUUGUAAUAAUGUUAGAACAGACUUUUUGGGGAUCAGAAAACUUUCGGAUGGGGCAACUGCUGAUAAAAUUCUCAAAGAAAUUACUGACUUACUGUUUGAAAAUGAACUUGAUGUGAAAAAAAUGUGUGGGAUUGCUACUGAUGGUGCUGCAGUUAUGGUUGGGAGUAGGAGUGGGCUGACAACACGAUUUAAGGAAAUAGUUCCAGGAUUGUUGAGUACCCAUUGUAUUGCGCAUAGACUUGCCUUAUGUUCAUCCGGUGCAUAUAAAUAUUUUUCAAAUUCACCCAAAAACCUAUCCAGACUUGAAAAAAUCCAGGAAAUUCUUGCCUCUGUUAAUGCUGAUUCGGGUACCAGGUUAAAGCAAAUAUCAAAUACCAGGUGGUUAUCAUUUGAGGGAUCCGUAACUGCAUUACUCAGAAACUAUUCCAGCUUAAUAACUGUGUUGUUAGAAGAUAAUUCUCCAAAAACUGUUGGUUUGCUGAAAUCAAUACAUUACUCAUUUUUUGUCAGAUGUAUUGCCAAUACUCUGUAGAUUGUCCAAAUGCUACCAGAGAAGUGAUAUUGUUUUUUCAAAUGUAAAUCCACUAUUGGCUUCAACCAUUUCUCAGUUACAAGGCAUAGAAUCAGAGAAUUACGGUAUCAAUAUUUUAAAUUGAUUGGACACAGUCCCAACAACGGUUAAUGUUGACACAUUUUUUGUACAAUGAUCAAAAAAUUAGGGAUGGGAAAAAACAAAGGGAAGAUGCUAGGGUGAUAGGGAUGAAAUUUGUAAGCAAUGUUGUUAAUAAUUUAGAAUGUAGAUUUGAGGAAAAAGGGGAUAGUGUUAUUUUAAAUAAACUGUGUAGAUUAUUUGAUGUAAAUUGUGAUGUAGAUAUGGAUUAUAUUAGGUCAUUAGGUAAUUUUUUUCAAACAAUUGAUCUUGAUGUUAAUGACUGUGUAUCAGAGAUUGUUUCUUUCAGGGGUUAUUUAAAAUAUGUUGAUUGUCCAAUCGAUAGAAUUGAUGAUGUGUUGAAACUUGCCCUAAAUGAAAAAUCAAAUUUUGUUAAUGUAAAUAAAAUUGCUAACAGAUUAUUGUGUAUACCGGUUGCAACCGUUGAUUGUGAACGAGGUUUUAGUAAGCAAACUUUAAUUAAAACAGAGAGCAGAAACUGUUUGAAACCAAACACAUUAUCAAAUUUGAUGUCCAUCACCUUAACUAAAAAUAAACCGGAUCUCCAUAAAUCCUUUUCCAAUUGGGCUACUGUAAAGCAAAGACGGAUUUUGUAAAUUGUAAAUA
This is a messenger RNA of Patella vulgata (common limpet), 3688 nucleotides long. RefSeq names its product zinc finger protein 862. NCBI's taxonomy places the organism in Eukaryota, Metazoa, Mollusca, Gastropoda, Patellidae. The coding region runs from base 1778 to 2944 and encodes 388 amino acids. The record is from RefSeq and is a predicted model, not a curated record. The transcript is spliced from 3 exons.